This is a messenger RNA of Plasmodium reichenowi, 1707 nucleotides long. RefSeq names its product cysteine proteinase falcipain 1. Gene Ontology annotation, cellular component: lysosome. The record is from RefSeq and is a predicted model, not a curated record. Gene Ontology annotation, molecular function: cysteine-type endopeptidase activity. Bases 1 to 1707 code for a protein of 568 amino acids. NCBI's taxonomy places the organism in Eukaryota, Apicomplexa, Aconoidasida, Haemosporida, Plasmodiidae. The transcript has a single exon.
AUGGUUGCCAUAAAAGAAAUGAAAGAACUUGCAUUUGCUAGGUCAAGUUUAGUUGAGACAUUGAAUAAGAAAAAGAAAUUUUUAAAAAAAAAGGAGAAGAGAACAUUCGUUUUAUGUAUCUAUGCAUUUAUUACUUUCAUAAUAUUUUGUAUAGGAAUAUUAUAUUUUACAAAUAAAUCAUCCGCAUAUAACAAUAAUAAUAAAAAUGAACCUAGUUUAAAAAAAGAAGAAAUUGAAUUACUUCGCGUUCUUUUAGAAAAAUAUAAAAACCAAAAGGAUGGUAUCUCUAAUGAGUCCUCCAAUGAAGAAGAUGAAAAAAAAUACGCCUUAAACUCACAAGCUUAUAAUAAUAACAAUAAUAUUAGUAAUAUUAAGAAUGAUAGUAUAAAAUCUAAAAAGGAAGAGUAUAUUAAUUUAGAAAGAAUAUUACUAGAGAAAUAUAAAAAAUUUAUCAACGAAAAUAACGAAGAAAACAGGAAAGAGUUAUCAAAUAUAUUACAUAAAUUAUUAGAAAUCAAUAAAUUAAUUUUAAGUGAAGAAAAAGAUAAUAAAAAAGUAUAUCUUAUAAAUGAUAAUUAUGAUGAAAAGGGAGCUUUCGAAAUAGGUAUGAAUGAAGAAAUGAAAUAUAAAAAAGAAGAUCCAAUAAAUAAUAUUAAAUAUGCAUCAAAAUUUUUUAAAUUUAUGAAAGAACAUAAUAAAGUAUAUAAAAAUAUUGAUGAACAAAUGAGAAAAUUUGAGAUUUUCAAAAUGAAUUAUAUAAGUAUUAAAAAUCAUAAUAAGUUAAAUAAAAAUGCUAUGUAUAAAAAGAAAGUAAAUCAAUUUAGUGAUUAUUCUGAAGAAGAAUUAAAACAAUAUUUUAAAACCUUAUUACAUGUACCUAAUCAUAUGAUACAAAAAUAUUCGAAACCAUUUGAAAAUCAUCUAAAAGAUAAUAUAUUAAUAAGUGAAUUUUAUACAAAUGGAAAGAGAAAUGAGAAAGAUAUAUUUACUAAAGUUCCUGAAAUAUUAGAUUAUAGAGAAAAAGGUAUAGUACAUGAACCAAAAGAUCAAGGACUUUGUGGUUCUUGUUGGGCUUUUGCAAGUGUUGGAAAUAUUGAAAGUGUGUUUGCUAAAAAAAAUAAAAAUAUUUUAAGUUUCAGUGAACAAGAAGUUGUAGAUUGUUCAAAAGAUAAUUUUGGAUGUGAUGGUGGACAUCCAUUUUAUUCAUUCCUUUACGUUUUACAAAAUGAAUUAUGUCUUGGCGAUGAAUAUAAAUAUAAAGCAAAAGAUGAUAUGUUCUGUUUAAAUUAUAGAUGUAAGAGAAAAGUAUCUUUGUCAUCUAUUGGUGCAGUUAAAGAAAAUCAAUUAAUUCUUGCAUUAAAUGAAGUAGGACCAUUAUCUGUUAAUGUAGGAGUAAAUAAUGAUUUUGUAGCUUAUUCUGAAGGUGUUUAUAAUGGCACAUGUUCAGAAGAAUUAAACCAUUCUGUACUUUUAGUUGGAUAUGGACAAGUAGAAAAAACUAAAUUAAAUUAUAACAAUAAAAUACAAACAUAUAACACAAAAGAAAAUUCUAAUCAACAAGAUGAUAAUAUAAUAUACUAUUGGAUUAUUAAAAAUUCAUGGAGUAAAAAGUGGGGAGAAAAUGGAUUCAUGAGAUUAAGUAGAAAUAAAAAUGGAGACAACGUUUUCUGUGGUAUCGGUGAAGAAGUCUUCUUUCCUAUCAUGUAA